AUGGCUCGCGCAGCCGGUUUAGAGGAGGAGCUGAGCGACGAUGAUGCGUUUGAGGACAGACAUGGUAGAGGGGGCGGAUUGAUGAAUGCUGACCAGUAUAUCGAAAGAGUGGUGGGCCCUCGUGACGAUGAUCUUACUAACUCAGACGUCGAAAUCACAGAAGUGAGAGCGAAAAGGCGGGAAAGUGCAGAGUCUCUGCUUGGGGAAAAAGUCGGAUGGUCUGAUGAUGAUAGCGAUAAUGUUUACGAGAAAUUUAAGUCUCGAAAGACUACCAAGCGAAAGAAGGUUGCAGCCACAAAGAAAAAGCUCACAGCCAUAGCCAAAACUGCCGCUCUUGAUAGGAAGAAGGCAAAGCAGACAGGAGAGCCAGUGAAGAAGAAGCAGAGGGUAUAUGGGGAUGCCUCCGAUGAUGAUCCACUGGAUGAUGAUAUCCCCGAAUACAUCCUCGAUAGAAGAAGAAAGUUUGACAAGGGCCAAGAGAAGCUUGGAAGCGCUGGUCUUUGGCUUCCGCCAUCUUACGAUAGCAUUGAAUUUUCCGACGAUGAGCGACUGGAGGAACUUGAGGAAAGACCGGAUUUCCCUCCCAGCCUGGAGCGAUCGCAACCUUACGAGGAUGUUGUGCUCCCUAAUUCGCUGGGUGUGAUACCUGCAUCUAUUUCACAGUACCUAAGAGACUAUCAAAUUGAAGGCGUAAAGUUCCUUCACCAUCUAUUUGUGUUUCAAAAGGGUGGGAUAUUGGGUGACGAUAUGGGUUUGGGGAAGACCGUCCAAGUGGCUGCGUUUCUGAUAGCGGCAUUCGGCAAGACUGGGGAUGAGAGGGAUAACAAGCGAAUGAGGAAGAUGAGAAGAGCUGCCGGCAAUCUCUGGUAUCCUCGAGUCCUAAUAGUAUGCCCUGGAUCUCUUAUUCAAAAUUGGAUCAACGAAUUGAACCGCUGGGGAUGGUGGCAUGUUGACAAAUACCACGGUACUCCCAAAGAAAGAGAAGGGGUUCUUGAUGCGGCAGCUUCAGGGCGGUUAGAAACCGUUGUCACAACCUAUACUACUUACAGGAAUCAUAUGGGACAACUUAAUCUCAUACCGUGGGAUUGUGUCAUAGCAGAUGAAUGCCAUCAAAUCAAAGAACGAUCGUCUGCUACAACCCAAGCAAUGAAUGAAGUUAAUGCACUGUGUCGGAUUGGGCUAACGGGCACUGCAAUUCAGAAUAAGUAUUCAGAACUAUGGACUUUGCUAAAUUGGUGCUCUCCCGGCAGACUGGGUCCGAUCUCAACCUGGGAGAAUAGUAUAAGUUGGCCGCUAAAGCGAGGGCAGUCCCACGAAGCUACUUUCCAUCAACUGAAAAUGGCGAGAGAGACAGCAGAUAAGCUGGUCAAUAAUUUACUUCCGGAAUUCUUCUUGCGACGAAUGAAGAGCUUAAUCGCUCAUCAGCUUCCGAAAAAGACGGAUCGUGUAGUAUUCUGCCCUCUUACAGAAAUACAAAAGAUUGCAUACGAACGUUUUCUUGACAGCGAUUUGGUCGAGCUAGUUAAAUACUCCACUGAAUUAUGUGAUUGCAAUUCGGGGAAACGACGAGGGUGGUGCUGCUACACUACCGCUGAAGGGAGUAACACAAGUUGGAAGGCUUUGGUGUUUCCAGUGAUCACCAAUCUCCAAAAGCUAGCAAAUCAUCUCGCGCUCUUAAUCCCUAACGCCAAAGACCCAAUGGACAAGCAGGAGCGAGAUCUAGAGUUUCUCAAAAAGAUGGUACCAGAUCGUUGGAGAGAGUUGUACGCCAACCGAGAAUCUCUAUUCAAUCUAGCUAACCCUGAUUUCUGCGGAAAGGCAAUGGAAAUUAUUGAAGAAGCUGCUGAAGCAAUGCAAACAGUGGAUGAUUUUAAUUCCGAUCCAAACCAAUUCGUUUUCCUAAUAUCAACCAAAGCUGGAGGCGUUGGCCUGAAUAUUACUAGUGCAAACAAAGUAGUAAUUUUUGAUCCAAAUUGGAAUCCGAGUUAUGAUCUCCAAGCGCAAGAUCGCGCCUAUCGCAUAGGACAACUUCGAGAUGUGGAAGUAUACAGAUUGGUAUCUGCCGGGACAGUGGAGGAAAUUGUAUAUGCACGCCAAAUUUACAAACAACAACAAGCCAAUAUCGGCUACAAAGCGUCAAUGGAACGGCGAUACUUUAAAGGGGUUCAGAACAAUGCAACUCAGAAGGGGGAGAUCUUUGGAUUGAUCAAUCUCCUCACCUUCCACGGUGAUGAUGUUGUGCUGCGAGACAUCGUCAACAAAACCAACGUUGCAGAAGCCAAGCGCGGUAUCGAGAUGAUAGAGCUCAAUACAGAUGAACUUUUAGACGACGAUGAUGAUCCUUUGAAAGUUGACAACGACGACGGAAAUGGCGCAAUGAGCCAACUCGCCGCUCUCAUCGAAAAAGGCGAAGACCUGAAGACGGUCCCUAGCAAAAGUAAGACCAAGGUCGACCCGAUAGCAGCAAUUCUAGCAUCGGCAGGAGUUCAAUACACCCACGAGAAUUCAGAAGUGGUAGGGAGCUCAAAAGUCGAAGAGGAAUUAAGUCGACGAGCUCAAGAGGCAGGUAACGAUGUCGAUUACGGCGAGCAAAGACUCUUCUCGGAAUCACAAUCGCAGAGGGAUGACCCAAACAGGAUUCAAUACGAGUUUCAUCCACCGGAAGAUGUUAUGACAAGACAGUUUUGUACAAUGGCUAAGACCUUUGGGUUCGAUAAUGCUACUGAGUUCGCGCUGGUCGUGGAGGGAUGGACGCAGAAGCAACGAAGAGAUUGCUUGGAGCGAUUCUAUAUCAGGAGGAGGGCGAGGUUGACAGAUCUAGGGAUGGAUAUGAAAGAAAAUAAUGCGGAUGUUACUGGCGAUUCUUUUGGCAGCGCGUCAAGGUCGCGGGCAGCCAGCCCUCCUCGUGCUGGCAUCGAGACGCAAGCCGAAAACAGAAGUGGGGUUGUAUCCAUUGUUGAUAUGGACACGAGAGUCCCAGAUACUCCGCCCGAUGUCGCAGCUGGACCUGACAUCGGAAGCGAAACCGAAUCAGACGAAGAUGAUGAACUUUAG
Glarea lozoyensis ATCC 20868 is the source of this 3054-nucleotide messenger RNA. RefSeq names its product P-loop containing nucleoside triphosphate hydrolase. The transcript has 8 exons. Gene Ontology annotation, molecular function: ATP-dependent chromatin remodeler activity; ATP binding. The record is from RefSeq and is a predicted model, not a curated record. NCBI's taxonomy places the organism in Eukaryota, Fungi, Ascomycota, Leotiomycetes, Helotiales, Helotiaceae. Bases 1 to 3054 code for a protein of 1017 amino acids.